Hippoglossus stenolepis (Pacific halibut) is the source of this 2819-nucleotide messenger RNA. It is a transcript of the gene ucp1, whose product is annotated as uncoupling protein 1. The record is from RefSeq and is a predicted model, not a curated record. Gene Ontology annotation, cellular component: mitochondrial membrane. Bases 1389 to 2309 code for a protein of 306 amino acids. Gene Ontology annotation, molecular function: oxidative phosphorylation uncoupler activity. The transcript has 7 exons. Gene Ontology annotation, biological process: adaptive thermogenesis; mitochondrial transmembrane transport; mitochondrial transport. Lineage: Eukaryota; Metazoa; Chordata; Actinopteri; Pleuronectiformes; Pleuronectidae.
AACUACAGCUGAGUCAGCACCUCCCUGAAACACUAGCAUUUGUUGCAUGACAGAUAUAUUACAGCUUUAAACUUGCAACUGAGUGAAUUCUAGAAUUUGAAUUUUAGGAUUUUUUCCUGCUUCCCCAAAAUCAAAUUUUCCCACAAUCCCCAUUGGCCACAGUGUAAGGUUGGAUUCAGGACAUUAUGAAACAGUCAAGGCUGCAGCCAAACUGCUGAGAGGCAAACAUGCAAAGUUCCUAUUUGCUCCACGUUGACCUUUGGUCGGCAACUCACGUCACAACUUUCCCACCUCUCCCCCCCGAGCUGCUUUUCUUAAAAUCUGUGUCCUCGUCCCAAGAAAAUGAGAUGUGUCCGACUGUGAUGUUUUUUCAAAGGUGUUUUUGUGGGUGUUUCCCCUUUAUUGAUACGGCUAUGAGCAUGAAAUGAGGAGGAAGAACAAAUUGCAUGAUUCAACACAUUUACUACAAAACUUAAAGCUUUGUGGCCAGAAAAUUCAACUGUACAGUCGUUGUCGUUGAGCCAAUCCGCUCCAACACUUUCCCAGUCAUUCACACAUCUGCUCUGUCAUUGGCUCGGAGCAGAGACGACCCGCUGAUGAGCCUGACUGGUGGUGUUUUAUUGUGACUGUUGUUUAUAGCAGGCACUCGGCCUAAUGAAAUAACUCAUUAGCGGUAAUGCUGACACACUAUAAUAAUCCAUUCUUCUUGUUCAGGAGCUAAACUUUCACACACUGCAACCGAAUUCACCCACCAAACAUCAAAAUGUUCAGCCUGUUCAGGAAAACUCUGAAAACUUUUUUCAAAUAUUUAUACUUUUUGAAAUAUUCCACUUUUUAAAAUUAUUUUUUAGUAUCAUCAAUCAUCAAAUUCCUUUUUAUCUUUUGGCAAAGUGAAAACUUAACCUCGAUUUGAUGUUGGCCUGUGCUUUUUACAUUGCUGCUCAGCUUUCACUCUGCAUUUUCAUCUGGUCACUUAAUAUUUAGUCAGCGACAGAGUGAAAGUCCACUGAUGUUACUCUCAAUUUUAAAUGAUUACUAUCUGAAGGCUCGGAUGAAAGGACACUGUUGCUGCAGUCUUAAAUAGCAAAGUAAAACAUAAAUUGUUUUUCUGAAAAGAGGCAGCACUGUGGGGUAAUCUGAACAUUGACUUUCUUACAGUCGGUGGACUUUGCUUUGACCCGGGUGCACAGGAGUAUAGUAACGCCUCUCUGUGGAUGUCAUAAAAAAAGGGCUGCCAGAAAAUAUAUAAAUACAGGGCUAAAAGAUUCUUUCUUUUUCGUGGAGCGAGGAUUGUGGAUUAUAAUCCGGCCAGUCCAAUUCUGCAGCUGGAACAUCCAACCUGAAGAUCAGAAGGAGGAAACUUAAAUUCAACAAAAUCAGCAGAAACCAUGGUAGGACUCAAACCCUCAGAUGUUCCCCCUCCACUGGCGGUGAAGAUGUCGAGUGCGGGAUUAGCCGCCUGCAUAGCCGACCUUUUCACAUUUCCUCUGGACACAGCCAAAGUCAGACUACAGAUUCAGGGGGAGAAGCAGGCGGUGGAAGGCAUCCGUUACAGAGGGGUGUUCGGCACAAUCGCCACCAUGGUCCGAACGGAGGGCCCCAGGUCUUUGUACAACGGGCUGGUCGCUGGUCUGCAGAGACAAGUGUGCUUCGCCUCUGUCAGAAUCGGCCUCUACGACAAUGUCAAAAAUUUCUACACAGGCGGACAAGACAAUGCAAGUGUGCUGAUACGAAUCCUGGCUGGCUGCACCACAGGCGCGAUGGCAGUGUCCUUUGCGCAACCCACCGACGUGGUCAAGGUUCGAUUCCAAGCCCAGGUGAACCUGGACGGUGUGGCCCGUCGCUACAAUGGCACCAUGCAGGCCUACAAACACAUCUUCCAGAAUGAGGGCAUGCGCGGACUCUGGAAAGGCACACUACCCAACAUCACAAGAAACGCACUGGUGAACUGCACAGAGCUGGUGACAUACGACCUGAUCAAAGAGGCCAUCCUGAAACAUAAACUGUUGUCAGACAACCUGCCCUGUCACUUUGUGUCUGCGUUCGGCGCCGGCUUCGUUACCACGGUGAUUGCCUCCCCAGUGGACGUGGUGAAGACCAGAUACAUGAACUCACCACAGGGUCAGUACAGGAGUGCGAUCAACUGUUCCUGGACCAUGAUGACCAAAGAGGGGCCCACAGCUUUCUACAAAGGGUUCGUACCCUCGUUUCUAAGGCUGGGAUCAUGGAAUGUUGUGAUGUUUGUGACAUUCGAACAAAUCAAGAGAGCCAUGAUGGCCACCAAGAAGAGGAUGGAGGACCCAAAUUGAGAUUUGUGUCCCAACAUUUGGCUGAAAAACCUGAAGCACCACAGAAAGAAGAAACAUUAUGAAUCUCAAUUCUUUCCGUGGUGACAAAGAAAACAAUCUUUUGCUGAAAAAGGAGAAAUGGACAUGCUACCUUGUAUUUGACUUUGUGUGUAAUGACCUCUUUUGGUCAACUGAGUUUGCACUUCAAAGGGGAUUCUGGUAUUUUUCUUGUUGUUACCACUCUGAUCAAAGACCCAGAAUAAGAAUUUGAGCCUGUUAUUGGUGGAAGAAAAGCACUUUUAGUGGAUUGUCACAGUUGCCCCAUUGGAUUACAUUGUAGCCACUGCUGCUGUGUCGCAGCUGCUACAGGGGCGAACCAACGUUUGUUUUUUAAAAGAGUCCCAUUCAUUAACACACUCAGGUUUAUAAACACGCGCAGGCUGAAAAAUACCAGAAUUCCCCUUGUUGUCAUAAUAAAAUGUAAAGCAUCUUUAUGAAAGUUCUAAAUAUAUUUGACAUGUUUUACAGAAA